ACGUCGGUGUUUGUGCGUGGUUUCGGAAUGUGGUGGUUGUUUGUGGUGUGAUGUGCUCCGUUGUUAGUGUGCCAGAGACUUUAUCUGUUUUUGUAGUCACCGGCAUAGUCAGGAGAGCAUUUUUAAUACCGUUGAACGAAAUAUAAAGGCCUCGAACGAUGGAUAUAGUGCACAGUCAGCGAGCUCUUCUCCAAGAAUGCUACAGCAGGCUUCAGGUCCAGGACGGUUUCGAUCCCAGUGAAACUCGAAAAGUCUUAGACGAUCUAAAUGCUUGCAACUACAGUAUCCAGUUUAUAAAUAGCCGGGACGCCGAUGUCCUCUUGACGAAGUUGGUUGGUUUGGUCCCAGUACAAGAUGACGAAUUAGUAUCAAGGCUUUGUCAGCUUGUUCACUACAUAUGCUCCACGCAGAAGGUAACAUUGGAGACAGAUAGCCUCCAUAAGAUAUUAGAAUAUAUCAUUGGGUUUUUCCAUCUGUGCAACGUCUGGGCUCUACCAAAUGCAAUCAGUUCCUGCGCUGCGCUACUCUAUGGAAACGUCUCCCGCGCCGAACCAUUUUGGGAUCGGCUGCUGGGACAUGGUGGAAGCUUCGAGACCUUUCUGUCCCCAGCUGAACUUGAUAGCAACGUUAAGCUAGCUGCUCUUAAAGCAGUACGAAUAAUUUCAUUCAGGUUGCCAGAAGAGCCAUACAUAUCAAAUGAUCAUACAAUGCAUUUGGUUGACCUACUUUUGGGUGUCAUAACUGAAGCUAAUUAUGCAGAACCAAUAUUACGUGCAGAGGUGCUGGCAUGUGCUCUUCGGUGCCUGGAAAACAUCUUUGCUGCAAAGUGGCCGUUUCCAACGAACCAGUUGGGAAGAUUAUUGGGAAUCUUAAAGUACCACCUGUUCUAUGGUAUUCCUGGUCAGAAGUCUAGACCAAACUUCAACCUCCUUCCAAGCCCGCUGUGCACGCACCUGUCUGCCGUGGUUGUGAAGGAGGAAGAUCAUGAACAACCCACGCAGUCUCCAGCACCGAAAAGGAAGAAUAGGCGAAGGAGGACAAAAAAGGCAAACGACAAAUUGGAAGACAGCGCAAGAGAUGGCUCUGGAGAUCGAAGCCCUACACAGCAGCAGCCUCCCUGGAAGAAAGCGUCCAGUUCAGAGUCUGAAUUUUCUGACUCUGAAGGGGGGCAGGUAGCUCGGCUUCGUUACCUCCAAAGUUGCGUACGCAGAAACUCGUACUUGACUCUGCGUGCUAUAGUAAAGGUGACAGAAAACAAAGAGAUGUUCAGCUACUUGUUGAAUUUCUUGCCCGAUGUGCCUGUCACCAUUGGCCCACCACAGACACAGACCAUCCUCCUGACCAUCCUCAAAGAUCCAAAUUUACAGGUUCGGAAGGUGGCACUAGACUUACUGACUGACUUUGUCACGUACUACAAGCCAUUUUUGGCUAUAGCCGCUGACAGUGGCACCCACAAAGCAUCAUUCACUCCUCUAUCGGCUACAGUUGCUGCCAUCCUCGGAGAAAUCCACCGAUGUUUGCAUUUGGCACUGAUAGCCGAAAAUUCUCUGGCUCUCAUCAUCCAGUUGCUGAAGUGCCUUUCUGAUGUGGUUGUUGGAUCCCCUUAUCAUCGCCUGAAGCCCGGACUAUUGACACGCCUUGUUACAGACGUGUCCUCAUUUGUUAAUCAUAAAGACGGUCAGAUUCAAGUAGCAUCUCUCACUGCCCUUGGAUCCGUCGUCGGUCAUGUAACACCGUGUGUCGGUGAAGUUGAACAAAUUUUGAAAGGACAUCUGUUGCCUGGUAACAAAGCACAAGAAAUGUCCUCUGGUCCUGCUACCGACUGCUGGUUGGUGAAGGUCUGCACUGCAAAAGUGCUCGCGGAUGUUCCAGAAAACGUCCGCGUGUCAAUGACGGUAGUGAGGGUGGAAGCGCUGCAGGUUCUCACGCAAGUGUGCCGUAACCACUUUCGUUUCAUCUUAUCAUCUGUCGAAGAUGUAGUUGCUGUGAUAAAAAUGUGCCUCUCUGAUCCUCAUGAAGCCAUCAAGUUACAUUCUGUGAAGUUACUGGAGGAGUUCAGCAGGAAGCUUUCAGAAAUGCUGGCGUCAUGCAAGGACGAGCCGCAGUAUCACAGGUUGCUACAGAUCGGGAGUAGUCUAUGGUUAGAUUGUGCUCUGUGCGGCACAUUUCAGUCUUUCAUGCAAGAUACCUCACAAGUUGUCUUGCAAACAGAAACCUGCAAUUGCCUCGCUUCCGUUGGUCCAGACAUUUGGGACACGUUACCAGAAAACCGUAAAGUGCUCUGCAUCACACUUCUUUUGGGCCUUGCAAGAGCACCCGUAAAUGGAGAGACAAGGGAGGACGAGAUAUCUGUUAGGAUGGCAUCUGUCCGUACCCUUGGUAUUCUCUGCUGCUAUCCUUCACUUAGAGAGGAUAUCUUAUUUCUCAUGGAUGUUGGGGAUAUCAUAAUUGACGCCCUGAAAGACACGGAGAUUAGAAUAAAGGCUUCCUGGACACUCAGCAACUUUGCCGAGACACUUUUGGAAUUACGAAAGAAUAAUUCAUCUGUUGUAGCUGAAGUGCCCCACACCUUCCUGUGUGCUGUUGGAAAUGCUACGAAUGCUCUUCAAAAUGAUAAAAAUCAAGUCCGAGCAAAUGCAGUUCGUGCCUUGGGAUGCCUGUUGUACUUUCUUACACCUGAAAAUAUCAAGCACGAGAGUAUCCAGGAUUUUGCACGUGAAGCUGUCAAUGUACUCCUGAAGAGCCUGCAGGCAACUCUAAUGAAAGUACGCUGGAAUGCGUGCUACGCGAUAGGAAGUGCGCUUGAUAACAGUGAUCUUAUUGGAGGGAACAUUAUCGACACAGCCCCUUUGUUCAAUGGCCUACUGGUAAGCCUCCGCAACUGUGUCAAUUUCAAGGUUCGCAUCAGGGCUGCAGCAGCUCUUACAGUACCUUCUUCGCGGGCAACGUACGGGGAUAUGUUCACAAACAUUUUGCAAGGCAUCUUAACUGCACUGGCAGCCACUGAAGAGUCUGUAGAUUACAAAGAGUUACAGCAUCAAGAGAAGCUCAGAGAACAGCUGUGCCUGAGCAUCUGCCAUUUACUUGCUAUGAUGGAAGACAGAGACAUUGGUGAAGUUGAGCCCUUGGUGAUCGACAAUGAGGAGUACACAAGAGAAUCGUUCAGAAAAGUUGCAGCUAAGCAGUGUCUACUCCAGCCAAUCAGGAGGGCGCACCGUGCUGUGGAAGCAGUAGGGAAAGCAGAAAAAUUGCACGCAUUUAUCAACACCCUUGUUGCUGAAUUGAAAGAUUCGUUUGACCUCUCAGCACACAUAAGCAAUAUGGAUAUUCGAUGAUAGCAUUUUUAUUUAUUUUUAUAUGAGAUCUGUAAUAGGCUUUUUAAUGCUUUUUUAAUUCUUCAAUGGAUAAAUAAAUGACACUAAAGGAAUAAAAUGACACUGUAGUUUCGAAAUAGACUGGAAUGGAUUCGACCGUCCCUUUAAGUAAUGAUUUUUUUAAUGUCUAAUAAAUAAUGUUCACGACACUCA
This is a messenger RNA of Ornithodoros turicata, 3527 nucleotides long. RefSeq names its product HEAT repeat-containing protein 6-like. The coding region runs from base 159 to 3335 and encodes 1058 amino acids. Lineage: Eukaryota; Metazoa; Arthropoda; Arachnida; Ixodida; Argasidae. The transcript has 24 exons. The record is from RefSeq and is a predicted model, not a curated record.